AUGUCGACAGGCGUCGUCCAGAAUUCUGACGACAGAGGCGAUACUGAGGAGGCCACGCAAAGAGAAAUCGACGCCCAACUGGUCGGAGGCCCAUUUCUUCGGUCCAGAGGAGGGGAACAAAUCAGUUAUGCUGAGGAUAGUGAAACGGAUGCUGGAGUCACUUCGACCAUUGGUGAAAAGGAUGAACUGGCAUACGUUGAAGAAGAUGACUCACCAAAGAAGACAAACACUAUAACUAUGGGGAACUUUCGAAAGACGCGUUCUCAAGCAGCUAAGGAGGAAUCAAUGGAUUCAGGACCGCAGAAGCAAAGUUGCCCGCCAGCUGUACCGUCCAGGAAGAGAACCUGUAACGAUGACGAAGGCGAGCUUCGAAAGCCUACCAAACGCGGCAGAAAGUCCUCAGCCAACGCUGAACUCAAGAAGUUCGAGAAGGAUAUCCGUGGAUUGUCGGAGAAAUUCGGCUCCAAGUUGCAGGAACUGGACGCGGCCAGGUCCGAAGCCCAAGAUCUGCACGCAAAAGUCACAUCUUUGGAGCAGCAGCUUGGACAAGCACAAAGAGAAAUACAAGAUUACGAGGAUCACGAAGCAUAUCAAAGCCGUCAAAUCGAUAUACUAAAAGAGGAAUCAAGCAAAUGGAGGGUUACGGCUUCAGUUCUCCUUGAGGAAGCAAAGCGGGACUCUGGUAAAUACGUCAAAGUGUCAGAUUCGGAUAUCACGGAGAGAUGGAAAACGCUGUCUUUCAAUAUCCGCAACCUAGUCUCUCAGUAUUUGACUGAGAGAUUUGCCCAAGAGAAGGGUUUUCUCGAAUUGCUAGCGAAAGGGCACCCGCUUUCCCCUUCAGACAGCGUUUUGAAACUACGAACAAGUAUUCUCCGACAAGGGAUUUGGAGAUGCAUAAUUUCAGCUGCGUUCUUGGGGAAGAAGGGCAUUUGGCAAGGAGGAAUAGGCAAUCAUUUGACGAAUUUUUUGUCUGGAAAGCAUAAUGACGUCGCCGAAGACACCCGAUACUUCAGUAUCAUCAGUCAGAUCAAGUCCAGAGCAGUCGCAGAUCUCAGUGAAGAGCUUCACCUCAACGCAGAGGCUUUAGACGCACAUGUCAACGGAAUUGGCAGGAACCUCCGUUGUAUUAUACCAGGCCAGAAGAUGGACAAUUUCAAAGAAGAGUUGAAGAGACUGACUGCAGACGCAGUGGACCUUCAUGCCAUUAUGAUGAAGUCAAAAGCAAUCUUUCAGGUGCAGUGGAUCGGAGACAAUAAUGCCCCUUAUGACCGGACAAAGAUGGAUUCUGUUCUUGGCGACAUAGAUGACGCCUUCGUCAAGUUCAUCGAAGCUCCGGGUCUGGUAAAGAUUGGUAAUGCGGAUGGGGAGCAUUUUGAGCACAGCAUGGUUCUUUGCCGAUCUCAAGUGAUACUACAACAAAAGGAAGAAUUCCGAGGAAAGGGUGUCGAACGGGACGUGGAGGUUGUUCAGGAAGACUCGGCCCAUAUGAGAUUGGAAGGUCGGGGUGCUGCCGCCGACUCGAGGCGUUCACCGGGUAUUACUGGCCGGUCUUACUAUGACUUCAAAGAGGUUGAUGAUUGA
Trichoderma citrinoviride is the source of this 1581-nucleotide messenger RNA. RefSeq lists its product as hypothetical. The record is from RefSeq and is a predicted model, not a curated record. The transcript is spliced from 4 exons. Bases 1 to 1581 code for a protein of 526 amino acids. Lineage: Eukaryota; Fungi; Ascomycota; Sordariomycetes; Hypocreales; Hypocreaceae.